AGUUUUUCUUGUUUUGGUUCCCGAGAUUUCGCUUUUUAUUUUUCAUACUUUCCUCACUUUUGAAAAUAAUUUACUGUUCAAAACGGCAAUUUUUUUGUCUCGGUUAGCUUUUUGUCAUUCUUUUCAAUUAUUCUUGUUGGUCAUUUUUUCACUCAAAGGAUAACUACUAGUAGACUACCAGAAAACCCUCUGGUUUUCAUUUAUCACCUUGUAAAUUUCCCAGUUGUUGAAAUGCCUUUUAGUCGUCAAGGACAAAUUGAGAUCGAUGUACCCGUAAUAUGCUACAUUGAUAUUACGUUUAUUCGAUCUCUGCUAUUAUUAUCUGGUCGUACUAAUGUACAUUUGCGGAAAUUUUGGAGUUUUUUGUGCCAUUUCUACCAAAUUUUCUACAUUGGCUUCUUCAAAACGUACGAAAGCUUGUUCAUAAUAGGGAGGCGGGUGGUAUGGUAAUUUUAGUCAACUGACAUGUGUCAGGUUCUAUUUGGUGACAUACUGGCAGAACUAAUCAAUAUGGAGCCUGCCACAAAUGCCCGAAGCUGUCAUUUUGUAUUGUGAUAAUAUGAGUCUCUGUAUGCUCAACGUACUCAUAUUUCAUUUGAGCCUUGUCUGAAAAGCGGUUUCUUAGUAGUUCAAGUAUUUUCUUUAGGUAUUGUCAUUAUUGAAGGAAUAUCGAGGUCGAGUAAUGCAUUCAGUUUUAGCUAUCAAGUUUAUUUUGUGACAGUGCCUUAAAAUGGGCCAGGAUUAUUUUUGUAUUCGUCGCCUAAGCCCAUUGUAUACCAAGGGUUGUUUUUUAUUGUUGAUCAGGAAAACAACCAGUUUGUUCAAACACUUUAUAAUUAGCAGCUACUGGUCUGUGGCUGCUUAAAAUUCACUAACGUGAUUUUAACAAACAUGGAUCAUAGUCAAAGACCACAGACUAAAGUGCAAUACUAAACGAUAUCUAGAUAAAAAUUGUGUACCUAUUCCUCUGUGUCCACUGAGUUCUUUCUCAAAUGCAUCUUUGAGGCUUCCAUCUUUAUGUUGUACCCUGACAAGCGUACCUCUUUUAAUAUAAUCCGUAAGUAUUUAGGCAAUAAGUCUUGGCACAGGUUUUAGCUAAAUUCUCAAACUCAGGCUUCAGUUAAACUUGAAUUACUGUUGUUAAUUUUGUUAGCCCCGAAGCGUGACUACAAAGUUUAACAGUAAUACUUGAAUUCUAUCAUGUUUAUUUCGCGAGUUCUCACGCUUUUUCCAGUUUAUGAUGUGCGAUGUUAAACCUUAUACCUGCACCAAACAUCCAUGAAGCACAAUUAGAUGUUUUUUGGUCUUACUACUUAAAUCAGCAGCUUAGUUCAUAGUAUAAACAAUGAUUUGAUGUGAUAUCCGUAUGAUAUUUUCAAAUGAAAACAACUUAUCCGGAACUAUUAACCAGUAAUUUCUUCAUGUUGGAUAACUUAAUCAACAUCUUAUGAAUAAAUCCUUUUUCUUUAUUUUAGUAAUUCCAACUUAUUGAAUAUGCUCUAGAUAAAUCAGUCAGAUUUAACAUUUCAUUACAACCGCAUAAAGAUGGUGAAUAAAAUUUUCAAUGUAAUAUGUAUUCAACAUUUCACUCAUUUGUAUUAUCAAUCACUUCAUAUGUGACUGUUAUCAAUUAAUUAUUAGCACCUAUUACAUUAAACAAUAUGAUCAUUUUACAAAUUUAUGUGCAUUUACUUAAAUUAUCAUCAUUAUCGUUAAUCUUCAUUUUACUAGUAUCUUCUACUAAUUUAUCUUAUCCUACAAAUUCUGUUAAGAGUUUAUUGCCUAGGCAAAAUAUCAUUUCUCCAGAAGAUCACUUAAUUGAAAUUAUUUCUAAUAAUUCUAUAAAUUAUGGUUGUGAUUUUAAUCAACUACAGUUUUGUUCAUAUGAGCAUUCAUCUGAUUGGAGUUUUCAGUUAAGUUUAACAGAAUUUGCUUUAAAAAUGAAGGAGGCAGCUGAAACAGCUGCUAAAGUUGUUCGAAAUUUUCAAGAAAAAUUGUCACAAAACAAUAAUACCAACAAUACUACAAGAAUCCAGGUUAAAACAUCAUCAAAUCAAUAUGGGAAUUUCCCAUCUAUUAUUAUUCCAACAGUCAAUUAUUUCCCAUGUUCCACUAAUCAUAGUCAAUAUUCAUAUAUAAAAUUACCAAUUCAUUGGCCUAAAUAUUUUAUAACACAUAAACCAAUUAUACCAAUAGAUGUAACAAUAUCUAAUUCAAGUCAAUCAUCAUCUACUACUAUUACAUCAUCACAAUUAUCGAGGCAAAAACGAUCCGUUAUUUAUCAUCAUCAUCAUCAUUCAAUAAAACAAUCAUCAAAUCAAUCUAUUCCAUCGAAACAAUUAUUAUAUAGCUUUUCUAAAUUAUAUCCAAUAGCUUGUUUACAAUUGAAAAUACAAUUUCUAUCUAAUAAUAAUAAGGAUAAUGAUAAUAGUAUAUUAGGUAGUCAAGUUAUUUUAAGUUUAGGUUCAAAUAAACAAACAAUUCGAAAUGUGUUCAAUAUUGAAGAAUCAUAUGCAAAUGCAUAUCAUGAAGAUUACAAUAAUAAUGAUGAUGAUGAUCUUAGGGAAAAUAGUGAGACAUCGUCACAUACUUCAUCUACUCUAUCAAGGAAAUCAUUUAGAAUAGAUUGGUCAAUAAUACGUCAAGAAAUAUCUGAUUUAGAAAAUAAUACAUUACCAUAUAAUGUAUGGAUUAAUGUUUCAAUGCCUAUCUAUCCUACAACUAUCACCACUACUACUGAUCUUAAUACACUCUAUAAUCAAACUAAUCAUCAUUAUAAUCAAUAUGAACAUCCUUCCAAACUUCAUGAUACCCUCUUAGAACAAUCUGAUCAUUGGAUUGCUAUAGAUUCUAUACAAUUAUUAUCUAUAUACAGUACAAAUAAUGUAUGUCUUGAUGAUAUCAUAUUGUAUACACAUCAGAAUAGACAAUUCUUAAAAUCAAUCUGCCAAAAUAAAUUAAUUUGGAUUAGUAAUAAUAAACAAUCGAAUCAUUCUAUACAAACUUUAUAUCUUAAUUCAAAUGGUUAUCCAAUAUUAUUGAAUAGAACUAAUUCAUCAUCAUUAUCUAGUCAAUCAAAUCAUCAUCAUAAGAAGAAGAAAGAUAGAAAUAGUCUUAUUCUACAAUCCUUUAAAUCAAUCUAUUCAAAGAAAUAUUCAUUCUAUCAUAAUGUACAUAUGAUAUGGAUAGCUGGUUCAUUAUUAUUAGCAGUAUUUAUCACAUUUUUAGCUAUUCUAUUUAUUAUUACAUUUAGUUUAUCAGUCAUGUGUAAUCAGCGUAAAAGUAUCAACCAUAUUCGUUUGAAUACUACUACUAAUACUUCAACUACUGAAAAUAAUAUAAGUAGUCGAAAUGAAAAGUAUAAAAAUAAUAUGCCAUUAUUAUAUGAACCACAUAAACGUCGAAAAUUCUAUUUAAAUCCUUAUCAUAAGAAGAAUUGUAAUAAUGAAUUAUUAAGAAUUUUACCAAAUAAUUUACCGAAUAAUUCAUUUUUAAUAGACUUAAAUAAUCAUUUAUCUUCAUCAUCAUCAUCAUUACAUGGUUUAUCACAUCAUCAUCGUAAUGAAGGAAAACAACAAAAUAGUUCACAACAAGUUAAUACAUCAACAACACAUCAACAAUUUGUAGAUGAUAAUUCAACGGAACUUAGUUUAUGUAUGCAAGAUGAUAAAAAUGAAUUUCUUCGAUCCAUUGAUAGAAAAAUUGUUGACAAUUCAGAUGUAUCUACAACAAGUGCUAUACAAUUAUUACGUAAUUGGAAUUUUUAUAAACAACGUAGUACAUCAUCUUAUGGUUAUUAUUCUUCACCAUUUAGUUCUUCAUCUAAUGAUAAUAAUAAUAAUCCUAUAAAACAAUCAAAUGUAAAACAUAAUACUUCCAAUACAUCAAUGUUAUUAUAUAUGGAUCAUCAUCAUCCAUUAUUUGGAAAAUGUUAUCCUCAUUCUAAUAUGAUUGCCAAUAAUCCGAAUAUAUCAUAUGUCAAUGAUAAAUUAGAAGAGAAUGUUAUGUAUCGAUGUCAAUCAAGAAAUGAUACAUCUAAUUUACAAACAAUAUCAAAUAUACGUCAAUCUUUAAUAUUAUCCAUUAAUGAUAAGAAUGAAUUCAUUCUAUUACCAUCAUCGAAUUCUAUGAAUCAGAAUGAACAAAAUCAAGUAUCAUCAACCAUGAGUAAUAAUAAUACAAUAGGUAUGUUAAAUAGUUUAUCUGAAGAAGAUGCUGAAGCAACACGUUUAGAAAUGGCAGCUUCUGUUGGUGCAUUAGAUCAACAAUAUUUACAACAUAAUAAUAAUGAUAAUACAUUAGAUAAUAUAAAUGAUCAAUUAGAUUAUACUUUAUCAACUAUACCACGUUCAUCAUUUAUUAGAAAUGAUGAUGAAAGACCACCACCUAGUUAUCAUGAUUCAUCACCUUAGAAAUUAAGAUAUUUCUUUAUGAAUUUAGCAUUUCUAAUUUAUUGUUUCCCCCCUUUUUUUCUAUUCAGAAAAUCAAUUCCUUAAUAAUCUUUUAGUGAUCGCACUUUUUUUGGUGGUAGGGGGGCGGAAAUGGGACCAAAAUGUUUUCCUCUACCCACCUCAUCCCUUUAUCCUGAUUAAUUCAUAACUUACUUUUAUAGACUUCUCCUUGAUUAACUUAGAACUUAUUUAUAAUUGAGAACAUGGUUGACAAAUAUGACAAAGGAUUCAAUUUAGUGCAACAGAACUCUUCUCAAAUAGUAAUAAGGCAGUGCAGUGAAUCAUUUAAUCUCUAGAUCAAAUCAUUUCCAUCAUCAUCGUCAUCAUCCUAUUAGUAUUGAAAUAUUCUUAAGAUAAGUAGUUCAUCUGAAAAAUUCACUUUAUAAUACAUAAAUCAGUUCAUAUUUCUAUUUCCUUCUUUAUAUUAUUAUACUUUUGUCAAUGAGAAUAGCUGGAUUUUCUUUUUAAUGAAUAAAAAGUGAUUAGGAUUUUACAAUUUUGUUGUUUUUUUUAAAAAUUUUAUUCUUAUUAUGUCUAUGUGAUGUAAUUAUCCUUUUUUUAAAGAAUUUUUUCCUGAUAACCAAGAAUAGUCAAAUUUUUAUCGUUCUAGAUACUAAAUUCAUAAAUUGUAUGCACCCACAGACAUACAAACACACACACAAUCUCUUGGCGCCAGUUGGUUUCUAUCAUCUCUCUCUGUGUGUAUGUGUAUUUGUCAUACUACUACUAAUAUUCCUACUAUAUAAAGUGUUAUUGUUACUGAAUUACACAAUUUGUUACUUGAUUUAUACUGCUUUUUCGCUUAGGUAGAACAAUGUUUUCUUAUUUAAAUUGAAGUAAUAUAAAUAUCGAAUGUGAUUUCAGCUAAUCCAAGCACAUACAUAGUUGCUUACCAGUCCCUGUGACUUCACUUCUAUGACAUCAGUGGUGAUGGUGGUGUCGUUGUGGGGGGGUGUAUGGAUCAUAUUUUAAAAUUUGUCUGCUUUAUUUCUAUCUAUUUAUACUUUUUUCCGAGAAAAAAAUUAUCUACUUACAACAAAAAUAUUGACAGAAUUCAGUGAUUUAAUUUAUUCAACGCCCCCCCCCGCUUUUUUAAAACAAACAUCGAAAUGCUUGAACCUUCAAUUGAUUAGGUAAAUAAUUGUUGUUGUUUAUUUAUUGAUUGGAAUUUUGUUUCAUUUCUAUUUGUAAAUAACAAUAAUAUUAUAUAAUCCAGUCAAACAAUCAGAAUAAAACGGGGUUUUUUCUUUUUGAUAUGUGUUUGCAUGUAAUUUAAUUCCUCGGUUC
This is a messenger RNA of Schistosoma margrebowiei, 5738 nucleotides long. Lineage: Eukaryota; Metazoa; Platyhelminthes; Trematoda; Strigeidida; Schistosomatidae. The record is from the annotation of a GenBank genome assembly.